Molecule: messenger RNA, 3736 nt
Organism: Sardina pilchardus (European sardine)
Lineage: Eukaryota; Metazoa; Chordata; Actinopteri; Clupeiformes; Clupeidae
Gene: sh2b1
Product: SH2B adaptor protein 1
Exons: 10
Coding region: 790-3684 (964 amino acids)
Biological process (GO): intracellular signal transduction
Cellular component (GO): plasma membrane
Molecular function (GO): transmembrane receptor protein tyrosine kinase adaptor activity
Source: RefSeq, a predicted model, not a curated record
CUGGGACAGGAGACAGAAAUAGUCAUAUUUUAGCAACAACAACUGUUAUAAAAUAAUAAUAAAACGAGUACGGUUUUAUGAACGACAAAAACGCAACCCGCUGUUGACAAACGUAAAUCUAUCUUAGAUGAGAGGGAUAUAAAAAAUACUAUCCAUGGCAACGCUGAUUUGUUUCCAAUAUUCUUGAUUGUUGGCUAAUAGCUAACGUGCUAUUAGCUGAGGACCGAUUUAAGAAUAGCGACCUGGCUAAUAACGCUGUUGUCUUGUUAGCUAAUACCUUUCCCCCUAGCCCGCUAUACUGGGAUUUUGAAGGAGAUACCACAUUUGAAAACUCUAUACGGUGUAUAAAUACAAAGGAAGGUUGGAGCUGGACGCUGGCUGGGCUGCCUUGGCGUCGUGAGGUGGAGACGCGUGUGUGUGACAGUGUGUGUGUGUGACUGUGUGUGUGACGGUGUGUGUGUGUGUCUCCCACGCAGUGGCGGGAAUGCUGCUCUUCUCCCAUGGGUGUGUGUGCUGGGCAGCGUGCUGGAGCUGAGUGGCUGUGUGUGUGUGUUGGUGUGUGUGUGUGUGUGUGUGAGUGUAAAUGGGGGAAACCCGCGUCUUCAUCUGCGGACUGCUGAGCUGCAUACACACCUGGCCAGCGUGAGAAGCCACUCCCACAACACAAACCAGCCAAUGAGAAGAGCCCAGGCAGCCCCGCCCCCUUUGACAUCACACAGGGCUCCCGCCUCCCCCCUGCUCCACUGAGCCGCCACUCAACCCAGCUCAGCCAAUCACCUGCUCCCCGUCAUGAACGGCUCCCUCCUGACCCCGCCCAGCCCCCGGGCCGCCUCUAACUCCUCCCCCUUGCCCCCCUCGCCGUCUCCGUCCCCUUCUCCUCCGUCGCCCACGCCUACGCUGCCCCUGUCGUCGCCACGGUUACCGCCCCUGCCGCCGCCGUCCUCGGAGACCCCGACCCCCUCGCCCUCGCCCUGCCUCAGCUGGACGGACUUCUGCGAGCUGCACGCGCGCGUGGCGGCGGCCGACUUUGCGCGGCACUUCCGCGCCUUCCUGCAGGAGAACCCGCACACACACCACCCGCCCGAGACCUCCGCGCCCGCCUUCUGCCGACGCUUCACCACACGCUUCACACGCCACUUCCAGAGCGAGAUGCAGAGCGAGCUGCAGAGCGGCGUCGGCCAAUCGGACGGCCUCGCCAGCUGGUUGGGCCAAUCGGACGGCACCUCGUCUCUGGAGGAGGAUGUGUCGUCGCCGCUGCUCCCCACUCUGCCGUCGGAGAACACUCCCGUUGCCCCCGACGACCCACUCACCCCCCCGCCGCCACAGCUGCAGGCUCCGCCCAGACCAGCGUCAUCAUCGCGAGGAGGAGGAGCCGAGCCUGACGACGCGUACGGACACACACACACACACACACACCUCCCGCCGCCCUCCUCCUCCUCCUCCUGCUCCUCCUCUAUGGGCGGGAACAACAGCAGGGGCGUCGUCACCGGGGGGCCCAGGCAACAGUCGCCUGGCAACAACGCGCCUGGCAACACGCCCGGCAACGGCGAUGUGGAGGAGGAGGACGAGGACAGCUGGGUGGAGCCUAGCGACGCGAGGAGGGAGGCGGACCCAGAAGAGGACGAGUUCUGUUGCCCCGACGACGGCCCCAGCAACGCCGACACCGCCCCGUCGUCCCUAGCGACCACGCCCACCUCCAUGGCCAGCGGCGGCAGCCUGGUCACCAAGGGCAACGGGGGCGUGGUCUCCAAGGGCAACAAGCUGAAGAAGCGCUUCUCGCUGCGCAGCGUUGGGCGGAGUGUGAGGGGGAGUGUGCGGGGCAUCCUGCACUGGCGUAGCGGCGGCUCAGGAGACGCACACACACACACACACACACACACACACACGCUCACCUCCAGCUCCAGCUGCUCGGCCGGCCUGCAGGGAGCGCCGGCGAGCUCACUUCCUGCGCCGGCGAGCUCACUUCCUGCGUCGCUGUCGCUGCCGCUGGGCUCGGCGCUGCUGCCGCCCUCGUCCUCCUCCAGCGCCGCCUCGCUCUCAUUGGCCGAGCCGCGCCACCCCAGCCGGCGCCGUAGCAACGGCGAGGGGGGCGAGAAGGACAAGUGGAGCUCGCGGCUGGAGAAGUGGAGCCUCUCGCGCUCCCCGCCCCCCCCCCACACACACACACACACACACACACACACGCCCGCCUCUCUUACCCACAAUGCAGCGCUCUCCUCCGGCGCGGCGCCGGGCCUCAGGGCGGGCAGCAGACUGGUGCGGGAGGGAGGAGUCACGGUAAGCUCCUCCUCCUUCGACCAGCUCUCCGCCUCCCAGAGCUUCAGCUUCUCCUUCGGCCUGCUUCACCACGGCAACGACAGCCCAGCGGCGGCCACGGCGACGACGCCCGGUUCUGGCUCCGCCCCUCAGACGCUGCUGCCCGCCGGGCGCGGGUCCCGCUGGCACAAGUGCCGUCUCACGCUGCGCGAGCGCGACCAGGACGACCAGGAGGGGGCGCCACCACCGCGCACACGCCGAGAAGAGCACUUCCUGGAGUUCUACAUCCCGCCCAAGUCCUCAAAGCCGCGCCUGACUGUCCCAUGCGGCUCCAUUGUGGAGCUGAGGAGCACCACCGCCUCAGAGGUCCCAGACAAGGAGCACACACUCCUGCUGCAGCUGGAGGGUGCGGUGCAGGUUGUCAUAGAGACCAGAGAUGCUGUGCAGAUGAGAGCCUGGCUGAGUGACAUCAGGAACGGCAUCUGCCUCAGCGAGCAGGAUGAUGCGGACGGUGUGUGUGGUCCCGGCCAGAAUGACAUCAGUGGAACACCAGAUUUUAGUGACCGCUUUGGUCAAGUGUGCUAUGGCGGUGUGUGUGGCUCUCCUGUGGUGGAUCCGCUCCCUCCUGAGUUGCCGCCCAGAGCUCCUGUUCCUGUCGACGAUCUACCAGAGACUCCAGAUGCCACAGGUUCCUUCCUGUUCUCGGAGGGCGUGUCGGAGAUAGAACACCCUCUGAGCGAGUGCCAGUGGUUCCACGGGACGUUGUCGCGGCUCAAGGCGGCGCAGCUGGUGCUGGCAGGGGGCGUGGCCUCACAUGGCGUCUUCCUGGUGCGCCAGAGCGAGACGCGGCGCGGAGAGUACGUGCUCACCUUCAACUUCCAGGGCAAGGCCAAGCACCUGCGUCUGUCUCUGAACGAGGACGGGCAGUGCCGGGUGCAGCACCUGUGGUUCCAGUCGAUCUUCGACAUGCUGGAGCACUUCCGCGUGCACCCCAUCCCCCUGGAGUCUGGGGGCGCCUCCGACGUCACCCUCAUCAGCUUCGUGGGGGCCACUGCCGUCAGGCAGCCAGACUUGAGACCCCGUAGCCCCCCCCAGCCACAGGCCCCUCCCCCUCCCCUCCCCCCGGGCCGUCCGGCUCCGCCCACUCCGCCCCAGGAGCCAAUCAGCGAAGACGGGGGCGUGGCCGGGGCAGCAGGGGGCGGGGCGGGGCCGGAGGAGUGUGAGGAGCGAGAGAGGGAUGCAGAGAGGAGAGAGGUGGAGAGAGAGAGAGCGAGAGUGUGUGAGGAGCGCGAGAGAGAGAGAGAAGGAGAGAGGGAGAGAGAGAGAGAGAGAGAGCGAGACGGCCUUCGCCAGCUGGAGCCCGCCGACACCGAGGAGCGCGAGGGAGGAUGGGCCCGCGCCAUCAACAACCACUACUACUCCUUCUGAUGGAGGGAUGGAGAGGGAGAGGAGGAGGAGAGGGAGAGAGAGAGAGAGAGAG